This is a messenger RNA of Cantharellus anzutake, 1491 nucleotides long. RefSeq lists its product as uncharacterized. Lineage: Eukaryota; Fungi; Basidiomycota; Agaricomycetes; Cantharellales; Hydnaceae. The transcript is spliced from 5 exons. The record is from RefSeq and is a predicted model, not a curated record. Gene Ontology annotation, molecular function: 2-oxoglutarate-dependent dioxygenase activity. Bases 1 to 1302 code for a protein of 433 amino acids.
AUGCAUUCCGUCCAUCACACGGACGUACCCCGGUGCUGGAGACGGUUGUUUACGGACGUCACAUUAUUAAUGGUCCUCGCCGAUUUACAACUUGAGCCUUCUUCGAACCCGGACCUUUUUUAUAAGGGUCUCGUCGGCAGACUUGACGAGGCAAUUGUUAUAGCUAAUUCCCCAGGGAAAGGGCGGGUAGAUAUGUGUCACGACACUAUCGCGAGUAUUCAGGAGGAAUAUCUGCCCCUGAAAGACCCAGCAGGUCCCUCUACGUCGCCCGCCGGGCGUCAAUUCCCACUACCUUUAUCAUCAAGUCUCCACGUUCCCCGGCUAUUCGAGCCUCCUUCGGCCAUGGAUUUCCGGGAAUGGUAUUACACGAAGCCCUUCAUAAUAAAUAAAUAUGCAGCAGACUGGCCGGCAUGUGCCAAUUGGUGCAGUCCCCAAUACCUUCGAGCCGUCGGUGGCUUAGGGCGAAAGGUGCCUGUCGAGACGAUCUCAUCUUCUGGGGAGGACUAUACCUCAGAAUCCUGGACAACGUCACUAAUGGACUGGGAAGAAUUCCUCGAUGCUUUGUGCAGACCUCCAUUGAAUAAAAAUCUCCUAAAUCAACCACCCGUUGAGGAAUGGUCUGGGCCGAGCCACUAUCUAGCACAACAUGACCUCAUCAAUCAGUUUCCGGAGCUUCGGGGGGACAUUAUCGUACCUGAUUAUGUCUAUUCUGGCGUUCAACCGCCUUCUGAUCAGUUCCUCAAGUACCAUCCUCCCAACGUUGAAGGCAAUCUAGUGAUCAACAACUGGAUAGGACCCAAAGGGACAAUCACUCCCGCUCACAUCGAUCCCUACUUUAAUUGUUAUGUGCAAGUAGUUGGUAAAAAGACCGUGUGGCUUGCACCUACCCGCUUCAAGGAAGAGAUGUACCCCUAUCCGAACACCAAAGCCGAUGGCCAAGCCACUUUGACAAUUGAACGGAAACCAGCUAACUGCCUAUCUGAAACACAAGCCUCCCUGAUCCUCCCCCAAUCCACACCUUCAAUAACCCCCCCUGCACCAGCAGCAACCUCAGACCCUGUCGCUUCUCGAUCACCACAAAAGCCCGUAUCAUCCUCAUCGAUGCUUUCAAACACCAGCCGCGUUCCCGUCUUUUCACUGACCAGUAGUUCUCGAGAGAAGUUCCCGAAGUUUUUUAGCCAUGUCCAGCCCCAAGCAAUGAGUGCUGUGCUCGAACCUGGUGACCUUCUGUUCUUCCCUCCUGGUUGGUGGCAUGCCAUGAGAAGCGAGGAGACAAGCGCCAGCGUAUCGAUGUGGUUUUGAAAGUGUCCUUCGUCCACCUUCUCCUAAACAUAAUUCCCAUGAUCUUCACGGUACAACUAUGACUUGGCCCGCAUUCCUCAUUAGUAUUCUCUCGUCACGAUUGGAUUAUGGACGUACGCAUGUUGCCUGUGGCCGUUGCCGUUCUCCCACACUCAGAUAAUAAUAUUGCACGAUCGAUGACUCAGCACU